AUGUGCAACCGUGCUGGACGCGUAUGUCAAGGGUAUACAGCGCCACCCGACAGGAGAACCCGUGAAGUCCGAGAUGCGCGCACCGCGAAGACUAAUGGUGGCGCUCUAAAAAUUGUGCAUGUAGGCCAGCAACAAGCCCAAUCCGCUGGUUUGGUCCACGUGGUUGAUGGGAGUCAAGUUGGCUUGUCGCGCAUGGAACGUGAUUAUUUGUAUUCAUUCCGUUCAUAUACUGCUAGUCAGUGUGCUGGGUAUAACUUCGACCCAUUUUGGCAAAUUCUUGUCCAUCAAGUCUGUGAAUCUUGUCCGGAGGUCCGCCAUGCAGCAAUUGGUAUCGGUGCCUUGCAUCGUAGAUUUGCGAACCCCAAUUCCGACCGGAAUGACGUUUUCCCCAUGCGGCAGUCCACAAAGGCCAUUGCUUGUCUUCGCACGACUAUGAUGAAGGACGACCAAUCGGAUCCCUCGGCUACCGAGAAGGUCCUUGUGGCUUGUGUUGUUUUAGUUACCUUCGCUUUAUUCCAAGGUGAUGUUGAUGCUGUGCGCUGUCAUCUGCAAGCUGGCACUAAACUCCUGUGGGAAUGGAGGAAGAAAAAUUCGAAGAGACCGGUUGCUUCUGUUUUGUUACAUACAUUCAUACAGCUCCAUAUCCAUUGGGCAAGCGCUACAAGCCUCCGGGAUUAUAUGGCAGGAGAGUAUCCUUAUCUUCUAGAACUUAUCCAUGAUAAUCUCGCCGACAUCUCUACAUAUGCCGAUGAACAGUCAAAAGCGACACUGCUGGUGUUGGUGCAAGCGUGGGCGUUCAUGUUAAGUAACCCGGUAUUGCUUGACCCGAUGAUCAGCAAUAUUUCGCGAGGAUUCGCGUGGGACACCCCGGCGAACAAGGUCCAUCGGUUUAAUACGCAAGUGGAGGAGUGCAUUGCUGUUCAUCAAAAGACUGCGUGCCCCACAAAGCUCCGUGCCUUCAUGAUCAUUCAGGUGCAGAUUGAGAUGAUGAAGAUCGUACUCGCCUCAUCAACAUUUUCAGGUUCUGAGCUACAAUGGGAUAUUCUCUUUCCUCAUUUCCAGACUAUUGUCGACACAGCAGAGGCUUUGUUGGUUAGCUUCGAUCACUUGCCGGACCCGCUUUUUUCUGUCAAGGAGGGAUUUCUAGCAGCUCUCAUGUUUUGUGGGCUCAAAUGUCGGGACUGGACGGUUCGGCAAAAGGUGUUGACGAUCUGCCGAAAUUACAAUCGACGCGAGGGAAUGUUUUCAACAGCUGAGGCUGCUCUCCUUCUACAACGUGUCUACGAUAUUGAAUCUGCAGGUAUUCCACCGGGAGAGAGAAUACCGGAUUCCGCUCGUAUCUCUGGAGUGUUCUUUGCAGAACAUCCCAAUCUUUCAAAAUUCCAGACCCAAAGUCUCAUCAAAUAUCGUGAUAAGAAUGGGAAUUGGUAUAGUGAGUGGUUGUCAGCAUAA
Molecule: messenger RNA, 1452 nt
Organism: Penicillium coprophilum
Lineage: Eukaryota; Fungi; Ascomycota; Eurotiomycetes; Eurotiales; Aspergillaceae
Exons: 1
Coding region: 1-1452 (483 amino acids)
Source: RefSeq, a predicted model, not a curated record